Messenger RNA from Cryphonectria parasitica EP155, 450 nucleotides. RefSeq lists its product as uncharacterized. The transcript has 2 exons. Lineage: Eukaryota; Fungi; Ascomycota; Sordariomycetes; Diaporthales; Cryphonectriaceae. Bases 1 to 450 code for a protein of 149 amino acids. The record is from RefSeq and is a predicted model, not a curated record.
AUGGCCGAAUCAGAUAAUCCAGUUCCAACAAGAACACUCCUCUCAACCCUACGUGGUUGGGGCGAAUCCUCUCUCCCCCCAAUGGGCCUAGCAACCCUCAUAACCUCUCUCCACUUCCGUCCCUUCGCUCGCCUCCCCAUGCUCGUCUUCACCCCCAUGCUCCUCCUUUCCUCCUACCUCAACGUCGCUGGUUUCAAGAUUGACGCUGCCGGCCUCGGCGCCGCUUGGUCCGGUCUGUACAUCCUCCUCGCCGCUCGGCGCCGCCCCGCCUCCCUCCGUCAAAAGUUCACCGCCCGUGGUGCCGUCCGCGGCGUGGCUAUGGGCAUGGGCGCCGUCAAUGCUGCUGCAGGAGGGUAUGUGUAUGCCACGGGCGACCGGAAGGCAGAGGUUGAAGAGAGGAGGGAGCGGGACAGGUGGGGGAUCGAGAGUGCGCGGGAGGCGAAGAAGUAA